GCUCUCUUGUUUAUGGUCUGGUCUCAGAUCUUUUCAACAUGGAUGGAUGCAUCUUUUCCUCUUAUAGGACCUCUGACAUCUGAGAAACUUGGCUAAACUUAGCUGUUAUAUAUACUCUCCACAGUGUGUAGAUGUUUGGGCUUAUGCUGUAGGUGACUGCGAGGCCGUAGUAAUACCAUUCACUUUGACUACAUGCUUAAGAAUGACGGAGCAAGUUUGCAGGUUGCAUGGCAAGCUGAUUUGAUGCAUGAGAUUUGCAUGAGCACAUUCAGGCUCUUUGUGGAAUUUGGAGCGAGUGUCUGCAGUCAUGGCCCAAACCAUGCACAUUAACGGCAACGCCUCAGAAAAAGAUGAAGAUGAGAAGGACCCCUACUGCUUGGAAACCCCAUAUGGGUAUCAGCUAGACCUGGACUUCCUUAAAUAUGUAGAUGACAUUGAGAGGGGCAACACCAUCAAGAAGCUGAACAUCCAGAGGAAGCCAAAAGUGGUCAGGACUGUUCCGCCGCCUCGGAGCAGUUGCAGUGGCCACACUGAGUGGACAUCAACAGACUCCUUGUCCUCUUCCAACAGUGAUGAAUGCAAACAGUCACCAGUCUAUUUCACGUCUCAGAACCAGGUAGCCCCUCCUGGUCAUACUGCCCAAGUCCAUGAAGUUCCCCAACCCUUUGUGAACGUCCCUGAGACCAAGCAGCUGCUUCCUCCACCUUCGCCUCAUCUUCUUCGUCAUAACCCGCAGGUGGAGAAAACACUGAUGGAAACUCGAAGGAGACUGGAGCAGGAGCGGCUCCUGAUGCAGCCACCAGUCAGUGAGCCACCUCGUAGGCGAUUAGCCAGUUUUGGAGGAAUGGGGUCUUCCAGUUCCCUGUCCUCUUACAGUGGGUCCUAUGGACCAAGCCAGAUUUCUCCCAGCUCCCAUUCUUUCCAACAUAAUGGUCAUCUAGGCAAUGGGGAAUACAACCCCUACUUCACAUCCUCUAUGGGCAGUUCAAUCCGCCACAGUCCCCUGAGCUCAGGCAUGACCACACCAGUGACCAAUGUUAGCCCCUUGCACCUCCAGCACAUUCGAGAACAGAUGGUAGUAGCGCUAAAGAGACUAAAAGAGUUGGAGGAGCAGGUAAAGACAAUCCCAAUCCUUCAAGUCAAGAUCUCAGUCUUGCAAGAAGAGAAAAGACAACUAGUAUCCCAGAAGAAUAACUCUAAGGUAGUGGGGCAAGGAUCAGGUGGAUGUUUCAGGAAGCGCUCCUUUAGCGUUGGCAGUGCUGAUCAAUAUGAGCCCCUGUCCCAGAUCAAGACAGGUUCUGAGCUUCACAUUGAGGAGAUUGAUAACACUGAGCAGAGCACUCAAAGGCUACAGGAGUUCAGGCAAUUAACGGCUGAAGUGGAAGCCCUAGAGCGGAACAUACAGGAUAAUGGUGAGGAAAUUAAGCACAGCUUACACCAAACAGAGCUAAGAUCAAACCAAAAUGUCCAGCUGUGGAGCCGUGAAAGCAGGUCCAUUGGUGUCGGAGCUGAUGAGAACAUGAACGAUGUGGUGGUUUACAGGAGGUCACCUGGCAAAAACAAAGAUGUGGCUGUUGGAACUGAACAGGAGGUGAGGAGCACAGGAGUUGGUGUGACUGAAGCCAUGCUAGGCCUGAGCAGUGAGGCAGAAACUGAAAUUGAGAUGCAGCACCAGACCAUCGAAGCCCUCAAAGAGAAGAUUUACAGAUUGGAGGUUCAACUUAAGGAGACGACCCACCAAAUGGAAAUGGGAAAGCUAAAGCUUCAACUGCAAGUUGCUGGAUCUAGGAAAAAGGCAGACAAAGGCUUGAUGGCAAGGCCAGAAAUGUACAGCACGUCAGUGGAGGCAAGAGUGUCCACACAUACCCAAGGUGUGGGCAACCAUGUUGAGCUUAGUGAUGCAAGCACAAACCAUGUCCAUCAAAUGAAUUCAGUGGGCAUUACUUGCAGACCGGAUGCAAGGCAUGUUUUAGUGGGUCCAGAGUUGCCAAUGGAUCGAUGGAUUGUACAAGAACGUACUGAGGUUCAAGAUCAGUGUGUCGGCAGGCAUGUUGUGAUGUGCAGCCAGAGUGUGGGAGUGGAAUUAAGCGUAUGUGAAAUGGGAAUCAACACGGAGUUAACAGCUGAAGGUUUAGGACUUUGCAAAAGAGAGGCUGAACAAGCCAAGGAGUUCAGGUCUAUAGGAUGUGGAGAUUGUUCAGUGGAUGUAAUGGUUAGACCCAUCAAGGAGAUGGCAACUCGGAGUACAGGAACAGAUGAAGUUCACAGAACUGACUUUGGAGUCAUGGUCUUACCCAUAUGUGCGUCACAGUACACAAACAUAGAAAUUGAGACAAUAGACAAGUUAACCAAUACAGACAAGUUAGUUCUUACUGAUACCUCCACCAAUACACAAUCAUGCUCAAAAGACAAACAAGUCGGCACCGAACCGUUAGAGACACGUACAAUCGCUGUUGGUGAUGGUCUUGUAAAAGAUGCGCCAGCCACAUUAAAAACCCGUUCAGUUUCAGUAGGUACUACUUCAUCAGACGAUGCUUUUCUUGACAAGUUGCCAUCUUGCAAAACCAAAGAGACUGGAAUUGGCCACACAAGCAUACACGAAAACUUCUUAGUCGGUCAGAAGACAAGGAACAUUGCCUGUGGCCCCUCUCAGUCUCCUACCCCCACCCACGUUAAGAGUAAUUUUGAGGAAUCUGUCUUAACAGAAGGGCCCAACCAGUCACAGGCUGGUGCAGGAGUUGGACUUGAUCACUACAUAGAGAGAGUGCAAAAGCUCUUGCAGGAACAGCAGAUGUUGCUGGCUCAGAACUACAGUGAGCUGGCAGAUGCAUUCGGCCCACCUCAACAAUCCCAGUUCAGUUCCAUCAACAGUGAACUAGUCACUACUCUAUCAUCCAUCAAUUCAGUGUGGAAGUAUGGAAGUCUUGAAGAACUUUGUAACUUGGAUCUUCUAAGGCCGCAGGAGAACUCAAAUCACACCGUGAAAGAAACACAGAUGGUCAGUGCAGUCCAUUCCCACUCGAGCAGUUUGAGGUCAGAGGUCACGCGGAUAGAGAGUGUGUGCACAGACGACAAACAUGAACAGAGUACGGCUGCGCAGAAAAGUCGCAUGGACCAGCAAAUGUCCACAGCAUUGCAUGGCAGUCACAGCACCCUGAAGUCCAUCAUGAAGAAAGAUGGCCAUCAGGGACACAAUGGCACAAAAAAGAACUUGCAGUUUGUUGGAGUAAAUGGAGGCUAUGAGACGACGUCGAGCGAUGACUCCAGCUCAGAGGAGAGCAGCUCUUCUGGGUCAGAGGAUGAAGGGGAUGACAAAAACAAGACAGUGAAUGUGAGAGAAAGGAGGAAAGAAGAAUUCAGGAAUAAUGAAGCCGUGGAUGAAGACAGAGACACUGAAGAUUUAGGCCAGGAUAAAAGGCAGAGGUAUGAGCUGAGUGAGAAGAUGCUUUCAGCAUGCAACAUCCUGAAAUCCCACCUGAACGACCCCAAGGCUUUAUCUAGUAAAGAUGUGAGGCCGUGUGUGAACACCGUGCAGCAUGAGUGGUUCCGAGUGUCCAGUCAGAAGACGGCUGUGGCGGAGAUGGUGGAGGACUAUCUGAAUGCGUUCAGAAGCAUCUCUCCUGCCCUGCUCCAGCACAUUGUAAACAUGGCCGAUGGCAACGGCAACACCGCCCUCCAUUACAGCGUGUCCCAUUCCAACUUCCACAUUGUCAAGAAGCUACUGGAAGCUGAUGUCUGCAAUGUCAAUCAGCAGAAUAAAGCAGGCUAUACGCCUAUCAUGCUUGCAGCGCUCGCCGCCGUAGAGGCUCCGAAGGACAUGAGGGUGGUCGAUGAGCUGUUUAGUAAAGGAGAUGUCAAUGCGAAGGCCAGCCAGGCUGGUCAGACAGGGCUGAUGCUGGCUGUCAGUCAUGGCAGAAUGGACAUGGUGAAAGCUCUGCUAGCCUGUGGUGCGGAUGUCAACAUCCAGGACGACGAGGGCUCGACCGCGCUCAUGUGUGCCAGUGAACACGGCCAUGUGGAGAUAGUGAAGCUGCUGCUGGCUCAGCCAGGCUGUGAUCCCACUCUCAGUGAUAAUGACGAAAGCAACGCAUUGUCUAUUGCUCUGGAAGCAGGACAUAAGGACAUCGCAGUCUUGCUGUACGCCCAUAUGAACUUCUCCAAAGCUCAGUCACCAGGAACUCCUCGACUCGGAAGGAAGACUUCACCCAGCCCUACAAGAAAAGGUCCUGUUUGAUUUAGACAGCUUCUACAGCACCCAUCUGAGCUGCUAUUCCUUCAGGUUCUGUCGUGCCUACCAUUUUCAUCAGCUAGAAACCAAAUCCACAGCUAAAAGACUGAAAACUAUCUUCAAACCUCAACUAAUGAAUAGUAGGCAACUAUACUGAGCACUUUCGCAAAACUUCUCCUCGGUUAUGUCUUUCUCUUUGGCUUUCAGAUUAUUGUACAAACGGACUUGCUAGCUAAAAAUCUGUUGAUGUUUUUUUUAACAUUUUAAACCUUGAAUCCGUACUCACCCUGAAUGUAUUCUCAGCCUGAAAUCACCAGCAUUAUUUUGUCAGAGCUAUAGACGUCUACUGGAACGCGGCUAUGGAGUUGCCUUGUUAUUAUCCUAUAAAGGUUAAAUUGUUUUUAAUAAUAUAUGAAUAUAUAUAUUUGUAUUCUUCCUCUUUAAAGUGAUAUAAAGCUUAUCUACAGUCCAUUUUAUGGUCUUUUUUUUAAGAAUCGAUAAUUUAUAAUUCCAAGUUGUGGCCAAUGUUGCCUGAUAAUGAGCUUUAUAUUUGAACCAUGUAAAUGCUGCCCAGUAUUUUCAGCCUUUUGGGGUUUAAGUCGCUUUUUCUUUAUCGAACCCCCCUCAGAGAUGUCCAGUAUAUCAGAGGUUGAAAUACAGAUAUAUUUGAAACAUAUAUUUUUUAGAUCGAAUACGGUCCUUACUUUUAUACUUGCCAUUUUAUCUAUUUAAAAAUCGCAGUAUUUAGGAAAAUUCAGAUUUUGCUUCAUAACAUGAAGUUAUAUAUUUACCAAUUUAAACGUUUUUAUCGGAAGUAAUUGUAUUUCGUUGUAUAUAAUGUAUGUUUGUGAAAUGUCGAGACAGUAGCUUUGACUGGUCUUUAUGUAAUAAACUGUUAGAUCUAAUAUGUGGAUUUUUCAUGUACUCACAAAUAGAACUUUCAGUAGUAGCCUGUAAGUUGAUAAUAAAGUACUAAAAUGACUUUA
Molecule: messenger RNA, 5214 nt
Organism: Danio rerio (zebrafish)
Lineage: Eukaryota; Metazoa; Chordata; Actinopteri; Cypriniformes; Danionidae
Source: RefSeq, a predicted model, not a curated record